AUGGACAAAAUAACGAAUUUACCACGAUUGGCUCGCAUUAAAGACUAUCCCUCAAAUCCCAUACAAAUGUUUAAGAACACACUUGAAAGGGUUAAGGCACCAACUAUGUUUCCCAUGAAUUUGGCCACCAUUGAUAACGAAUUUGGUGUACUAAAUCGCACGGUUAUGUAUCGCGGUUUAAUCGAUAAUUCAUGGUUGUGUUUUGUUACGGAACGUAAUUCUCGCAAAUAUCAAAAUCUUAAAGAAAAUCCUAAAAUAUCCAUGACAUUUAACUUUUAUCCGAAUGCCCAGAAGGUAGAGGAGAAGGAAGUGAAACCGGAAGCAUGGCAAAUACGUUUGUUUGGUGCUGAAGCUGUGGAAUUGGAAGAUGAUUAUUUGCGGGUGUUAUGGCAACAAGAACCACUGCUUGCAAAAUUGCGUAGCCAUAUUUGUGAAUGUGGUAAACCUGGGAAUGUGGAGGAGUUGGAUUUAAAAUUGCAGAAAGAAUUGGCGAUUAUGGAAAAGGAGAAAAGGGAACCGGAACAAACUAAAACAUAUACGGCAUUUAAAAUAAUACCCAAAUAUUGGGAUUUCUAUAUGUCUGAACCGGACACAAUUGCCGAUCGUGUGCAAUAUAAACAAUUGGAUAAUGGCGAAUGGCAGGCCUAUCAUGUCGAUGCCUAA
Messenger RNA from Musca vetustissima, 663 nucleotides. RefSeq names its product pyridoxine/pyridoxamine 5'-phosphate oxidase. Lineage: Eukaryota; Metazoa; Arthropoda; Insecta; Diptera; Muscidae. Gene Ontology annotation, biological process: pyridoxal 5'-phosphate biosynthetic process; pyridoxine biosynthetic process. Gene Ontology annotation, molecular function: pyridoxamine phosphate oxidase activity; FMN binding. The record is from RefSeq and is a predicted model, not a curated record. The transcript is spliced from 4 exons. Bases 1 to 663 code for a protein of 220 amino acids.